AUGUCAUCGAGACCCUCCAAUUAUGCAGAGAGGCGCACCAAUAGCACCGCCGAAAGUAAUGGCAAUCAGAGGCCGCGCGCUGCUGCCGCCUCGUCGGCCCAGCCAGCAGCCGAUUCACGAACCGGCCGUUCACCGCAUACGAGCUUCACCAAUACGGCUCACAAGAGAUCCGCGUCUGGCAAUCCACGACCUGGUAGUCGAAUAGUGGACGAGCGAAGGACUGAGCGCAUGACCGUAACAACAAGAGAAAAGCUCAUAACUCGGACAAUGAGUACUGAAAGACGCCCCAAAGAGACAGCCCAGCCAGAGAGGGAGAGAUGGAGGUCGAAGGAGGGCUCUAAACCGCGACAGACUGAGACGAAGCACAGGGAGUCAAGGCCAGAUCCUCCGACGACUUGGGACCCUAUAGCAACCCUCGUGCCGCAUUCCACAGCGCCUCUCGCGAUUCGAAUAUCAGCAGCACCCUUAGCUUCGGAGGCACCAAUAACACAACAGCCCCAGCCCAUUCAUGAGCUAUCUUUGGAGGUGCAAGAAGCGGUUAUGGUAGAGGAUUUGCUCUUCGUUUUCAUGGGUUAUGAGGGGCAAUAUAUUCGCUACUCUUAUGGUUAUAAUCCCUCUGAUGAAAGAGAUCGACUACAAGGACCAACUUUUAAGAUCUUGCCGGGCCUCGAUCCCAGUCUACAAGACCUCGCCUUAUCUAUGCUUCAAAUGGCUACCCACCACUCAGCUCUCGAGAUGUUUGUCAACGUGCAGAGUCGACAAGAAUUUGGUGUCGUUAACCAUGCUCUAUGUGCCGCAAUCCGGAGAUUCUUAAAUGAUUACCUUGUCAUGAUCGCUCAACUCGAGACUCAGUUCUUAACAAAUGAAACCUUUACUUUACACCUACUUCACGUUCAUACUCUUCCUACCAGCCAAAUGAUGUCUCAACUUUAUGCCUUGGCCUCCGACCUCCUUAAAAGAAAUGCACUCUUAGAUGACGAGAGUGAAGAAGAGUCAGAAGGUGCUGAAGACUAUGACAAUAUUAUAGAAAAUCUCAAGCGAGGUGGCGAUCUUGUGCCGGGAAAUAUGACCGGGAAGAAAAUAUGCAAGGGGGGUGUAGUUAUCGACUUGAUAACGAAAAGGCUUGAAUCCAUGUCUGGCGACCCAGCUGCCAGGUCCUUGCUCACUUCCCUCUUGCGAGAUGCAAGUCGGCCGUACAUGGCUAUGCUCAAUGAAUGGCUUCAUCACGGUGAGAUCAAAGAUCCACAUUCUGAGUUCCUGAUCAAGGAGCAGAAGAGUAUGCGACGCGACAUGCUGGAACAAGAUUACACGGAUGAUUAUUGGGAGAGGAGGUACAUGAUACAGAAGCACAAUAUUCCACCCCAACUUGAAGGCGUCAAAGAUAAGGUUCUGCUUGCUGGCAAAUAUCUCAACGUCGUGCGAGAGUGCGGUGGGGUAGAUAUCAGCAAAGUGACUCGAGACCUACCCACCUCAUUUGACGACCCCAGGUUCCUCGACAACGUCAAUAACGCUUACGCCUAUGCAAAUCAGUCGCUCAUGGAGCUCCUAAUAACCACGCAUGCGCUUCCAGCAAGGUUACGUUCUUUAAAACACUACUUUUUCCUAGACCCGUCCGAUUACUUCACGUACUUCAUGGAGUUGAGUGCGUCAGAGCUGCGCAAGCCUCCGAAAUCUGUCAACACUGUCAAGUUGCAGUCGCUUCUGGAUCUCGUUCUUCACCAACCAGGAAGUAUAGUCUAUCUAGAUCCAUUCAAGGAGGAUGUUCACGUUGAAAUGAAUGAAGUCAGUCUUAUCAAAAUGUUGCAGAGGGUUGUAAAUAUUACUGGAAUUGAGCCAGGAGAGUCGUUACAGCCUGCCAGCAACCAGCCCAUUGAAAAUGAUAAGAAUGCGGUGGGAUUUACGUCACUACAGCUAGACUACAAGGUGCCUUUCCCCGUAUCUUUAGUCAUCAGCCGAAAGACUGUCUGGCGAUACCAAGCGCUUUUUCGCCAUCUGCUAUCACUGAAAUAUCUCGAAUCCCAGUUAUCUACAGCAUGGCAAACCCACAACACCGGCAUCGUGUGGAGUCAUAAGUCCUCCUCCAGGAAAUUAGAGGUUUGGAAAAGGCGGGUAUGGACAUUGAGGGCGCGGAUGGUUGUGUUCGUGCAACAAGUGCUGUACUUCUGCACCCUGGAAGUCAUCGAGCCCAAUUGGCAUUCUCUUAUGUCAAGGUUGAAAGCCAAAGAUGGUAGCUCAGAUGGCUCGGGAAAGCCAGACCGAACAGUAGACGAACUCAUGCAAGAUCAUGUGGAUUUCUUGGACACUUGCCUCAAAGGCUGCAUGCUAACGAAUGGCAAGUUAAUAAAGAUCCACUCAAAGCUCAUGCAAACCUGUACCUAUUUUGCACGCUACACCCAUUGGUUGUCUCAGCAAUUAGGGGAAGCUGAUUCGGAUCUUGUUGGCCCCUUCAAGCCGCCUAAUAUGUCAGCCAAACAGUGGGCGCGGUUCCAAGCCGCAAAAGAUCAGAGGUCGGCUAAUGACAGCUCGUUAAAUGGCCAAGUUCAAGAUGAAGAAGGUCGGAUUAGCAAUUUGUUUGAGAUCCUCAAAAAGUGGGAGACCAACUUUAGCCGCCACUUACAGAUCCUAUUGGAUGCCCUGAACCACUAUGCGGCGACCGAGACAGUAGUGCUUCUAAGUCUUUGUGCUAGAUUAGCCACUGCGAACCAGGGAACCGAAUAUGCCGGGCUACGCUCUGAAGAGGACGGCGCUUCCUGA
Xylaria bambusicola is the source of this 2754-nucleotide messenger RNA. Its product is annotated as Spc98 family-domain-containing protein. NCBI's taxonomy places the organism in Eukaryota, Fungi, Ascomycota, Sordariomycetes, Xylariales, Xylariaceae. Gene Ontology annotation, cellular component: gamma-tubulin small complex; mitotic spindle pole body; centrosome. The coding region runs from base 1 to 2754 and encodes 917 amino acids. The record is from RefSeq and is a predicted model, not a curated record. The transcript is spliced from 3 exons. Gene Ontology annotation, molecular function: microtubule minus-end binding; gamma-tubulin binding. Gene Ontology annotation, biological process: microtubule nucleation; meiotic cell cycle; mitotic cell cycle.